Messenger RNA from Aphanomyces astaci, 1038 nucleotides. RefSeq lists its product as hypothetical. NCBI's taxonomy places the organism in Eukaryota, Oomycota, Saprolegniomycetes, Saprolegniales, Verrucalvaceae. The record is from RefSeq and is a predicted model, not a curated record. The coding region runs from base 19 to 942 and encodes 307 amino acids. The transcript is spliced from 4 exons.
GUUUUUUUAAAACAUCUCAUGAGCAAAGCACCAGGUUUGCCAGUGGCGCCGCCACUCCUUGCCCCGCAGGUGCCGUAUGCGUCUGAUGGCACAAACCCCAUGUCCAUGCAUGCUUCAUUUUCCCAUCCUCCAGUCCAUGUAGCACCGAAACCGCUGGUGCUCCCGCUUCCCAAGCGAGAUGUCCUCGCGCCAUUGAGUUUAGAGCGGGAGGUCCGGGGCACCAAGCACGCAUCGUCGAACGCUGUGCUGUUUCACGUCAAAUCUGGUGCUGGGGUGCUGUAUUCCCUUCUCAACCCAUCAUCUCCUGCGUACGAGCCACCGGACGUCACAUGGCUCAAGCUGCUGGAAGCCAUCGCACUGCUGCCGUCGGGGAAGCCGCAAGGGAUGGUCGAGAUCAUCGGCGAAGUGUACCGCAUCAUGCCGAUGGGGGAGUUCCGCAAUCGAUUCCAGAGCGACUUUCGCCACGAGUUGUACGUGAAGAGCAAGAUGACGCCGCGCGAAGGCCUCGUGCUCAAGGAUAAGGUAAACCGCUUCAUCAGGGCGUACAUGGCAGAUCCAAUCCACGGCUACGUCUUUUCCAAAACCCACAUCCAUCACGACUAUCAUGCAGACGACGUCGUCCAGACGCCCGUGGGGAACGGACGCGUGCGCGCUUACCGUGCCCAGGACGACUAUUACAUUGUCGUGUUUCCCUGGGGUCAUGGCUACAUCCACAGCGCCAGUCUGUCGUCGGCGUCCGCCACGUCGGUCAAUGACUCGGCCGACACCACACCUCAUUCGUUGAAGCGUUCGCUGGCUGCGGCGGCGGGGAUACCCCACUCAUCCUCGAAGUCCAUGAAGACAGCGACGACAGUGUUGGACGACAUCAUGCAUCGCCCUCCCGACUCGAUCGUGCCAAAGGCGUACUUGGUGGCAUUGGCUCAACAGCUCAACCAAGUUUAGGAUGACACAGUGGAUAAGUUGAGUAGUACUUUGAUCUGUCGAUACACUUGGUCCGCUUACAUCGUUAACGUUGUGUAAUCUUGCAGUCACUCCACC